AGGUAAGGUGCACAGGAGUUUGAUUGAUUUCUCUUUUUACCUUGUCUCCCUGCAUCAGCUGCUUAAAUUUUUCCCAAGUCCAGAAAAGAACAAUGGCUAAAGUUACAUAUUUCAUCAGUGCACCUAGUAGUGUCGAGAAAGUAGCUGAACAAUUCAGGAGAAAACUCAAACAGAAGAAAAAUCAAUACCGUCACCUUCAAAAGCUGAAAACGGUGCACAGAAUAGAGGAAUGUAAAUUUGUUUUAGUUUUCUUUCCAGUUAUUUAUGGCACUGGAACUGAUAUUGAAGCAACUCUAAAUGAAGUAGAAAAAUAUUUUAAGGAUAAGCCAGUCAUUUUAGUAGCCCUUCAUCACACAUUUGAUCCAGAGAAGGUGGUGUCAGGCAGCAGUAAAUUUGUUGAAAGGGACAAUACACUUACUCUGGACUGUCUGUUCUAUGAAGAUACAGGAUUACUGCAGUGCGAAAGGAAUUCUACAGCUUUGAAAGAUGCUGCAGGUUGGAUAAAAUCAAACAUGCAAAGAUUGUAG
Molecule: messenger RNA, 527 nt
Organism: Misgurnus anguillicaudatus (oriental weatherfish)
Lineage: Eukaryota; Metazoa; Chordata; Actinopteri; Cypriniformes; Cobitidae
Source: RefSeq, a predicted model, not a curated record